Messenger RNA from Astyanax mexicanus (Mexican tetra), 2131 nucleotides. It is a transcript of the gene cyribb, whose product is annotated as family with sequence similarity 49 member Bb. Gene Ontology annotation, biological process: positive regulation of T cell activation; regulation of actin filament polymerization. Gene Ontology annotation, molecular function: small GTPase binding. The transcript has 12 exons. The record is from RefSeq and is a predicted model, not a curated record. Lineage: Eukaryota; Metazoa; Chordata; Actinopteri; Characiformes; Acestrorhamphidae. Bases 411 to 1388 code for a protein of 325 amino acids.
CCAAUUACAGCCGCAGUGUGUGUUCUGUAGGACCGAGCGGGGGCUGUAAACAGCGGGCAGCGGGUCUGGGUCAGUCUGGAGCCGGGCUUUAGUUCAGUGUGUUCAGUGUGUGCUUUUAUAUCCAGCGCUGUCUUUCCUUUAACCUGUCUAACAGUCAGUGUGACGUUUCACAACCCGGAAAUAGCCGCUAGACAGCUGAGAGAGAGAGAGGGAGAGAGAGACAUUGAAAGAGAGAGAGAGAAUAUCAUUGCUGCUGGAGCUUAACGUGAGACCCGGACUCCACACGGCUCUCUCAGCGGCUCCUCCUUCAAGAGUGCAAGACCCGUUGCAGGACCGCAGCCUCGGGCGAGUGCCUGGGUGGGCCUUCCUCUUGUCACCUUCCUCUGCUAGUCUGCUGGUGGUAUCCUGUCAUGGGGAACCUCCUGAAAGUGCUGACGUGUACAGACCUUGAACAAGAGCCCAAUUUCUUCCUCGAUUUUGAAAAUGCACAGCCCACAGAAGCAGAGCGGGAGACUUGGGACGAAGUGGAUGUGGUCCUGAAGGAUGCUCAGGUGAUACUUGAUGAACUACAGGCCUAUAAAGGAGCAGGACAAGAGAUAAGAGAGGCAAUCCAAAACCCGAAUGACGAGGCGUUGCAGGACCAGGCUUGGGCUGCGGUGGUGCCCCUGGUGGGCAAACUCAAAAAGUUCUAUGAAUUUUCUCAGAGACUAGAAGCAGCGCUGCACAGCCUUUUGAGGGCACUGACCAACGAAACCCACAGUGACCCCACGCAGCACCUAGAGCGAGAGCAGGCCCUCGCCAAGCAGUUCGCAGAAAUCCUGCACUUCACGCUCCGCUUCGACGAGCUUAAGAUGACAAAUCCAGCUAUUCAGAAUGACUUCAGCUACUACAGAAGGACCCUGAACCGCAUGAGGAUUAAUAAUGUUCCAGCAGAGGGAGAAAAUGAGGUGAACAAUGAGCUGGCCAAUAGAAUAUCUCUGUUUUACGCUGAUGCCACGCCCAUGCUGAAGACGCUGAGUGAUGGCACAACAAAGUUUGUGUCUGAGAACAAGAACUUGCCUAUCGAGAACACCACAGACGUGUUGAGCACUAUGGCCAGUGUGUGCAAAGUCAUGCUGGAGACUCCUGAGUACCGUAGCCGUUUCAGCAGCGAGGCCACUGUGUCCUUCUGUCUGCGAGUCAUGGUGGGGGUGAUCAUCCUCUAUGACUACGUUCAUCCUGUUGGUGCUUUCGCCAAGUCCUCCAAAAUAGACAUGAAAGGAUGCAUUAAAGUUCUUAGAGAUCAGCCUCCGAACAGCGUGGAGGGCCUACUAAACGCGCUCAGGUAUACGACAAAGCAUCUGAAUGACGAGUCGACCGCAAAGACCAUCAAAAGCAUGCUGCAGUAAGAAGCAACUCUGGGAUAAUACACCACUGGCCUUGCGCAGUGUUCAGGAGACGCACUCCCUCCCGAACGACGGCAACGCACAGAAUGUUUUCAUUUUAUAAACUCAGUACAAAUCAGAUUAGACUUUUUUUUCUGUGCCAAACGUUUUUUGGUAAAAUUUUGAUUUUAACACUUCCAAAAUACAGUCAUGCCUCUGUCGGCAGCUACAGUACGGAAUGAAAAGAAACAAAAUGUUAGCUUAUUUUUGUGGGUCUUGUUUUAAUUUAGCUUGUUUCCCUAUAAAAAGGGAGGGAGAGUGUUUUUGACUUGAAAAAUGAAAAAGAGAUAUAUAUUGACAGAGAAAUAUAUAUAUAUUAUUUUUUGUUUGAAUUAAUAUUUAAUAUUAUGUCGUCUGCAUGACAUAAUGUUGUCUUUUUUCCCUCUAUUUAAGAAAAAACUAAUGUUUCAGAUUUGUUUGUCUGCUUGGUUGUGUGUAAAUUCAAAACUAAGUGAAUUUAAAUUAUGUUUUGCUAUUCAAAUGGUACUUGUCAAAGCGGAGAUUAUCAAAUGAUAGUACUGUUGGAGUUUUAUAUUUUUUAUAGGUCUUGAUUUCUGUGUUUUUUCAUAGUUGUGAUUUUUUUUUCGUUUUCUUUUUUGAAAACUAAUUUCAAAAUUGAGGAUAGAUAAAUACUGAAAUGAGGUUUUGAUGUAUGAUAACUUGCAAUGUGACGUUUAAAAAAAUAAAAAAUGCUUUCAUUUUUGUAA